AUGACUACAAUGCCAAUUCCCAUGAUGUCGCAUCGCUCCCUCUCCUCAACCCCAAUCGACAUGCAAUCCCCAUUCAGCUACUCGGACUCCUUCUCCUCCUACUCCUCCUCCCCCGGAGGAAUGGAUUUCUUCUUCUACGGGAGCCAGCCAGUCUACGACUCGCUUUGCGACCUCGACUCCGCCUCAUUCCCCAUGCAAGAGGUCACUCCCGACGUCUACGGCGUCACCAGCAGCCCCUUCACCUACACUUCACCCCAUGACUAUCCCGUCUAUGAUCAACACAUGGUCCCUCAAAGUGCCCCCAGCAGCUGCGGUAGCAGCUACAGCAGCAACUUCAACUUCCCAGCCGAGGACAUCUCAUUGCCCCAAUACCCGGUGACAUACGACUCGGGAUGCGACUCACCAGCUCCUAUUUCCACCUCAGCCAAGCCUGCUAAGCCUUUCGCUUGCGACGACUGCGGGAAAGGGUUCACGCGCUGCGCCGACCUCAAGCGCCACCAGUCCAGCGUGCACAACCCUGUUUUCCGCAACUGCCCCAUUGAUCAUUGCCCGCGCAAGGGGAGCAAUGGCUUCCCGCGCCAGGAUCACCUCGUCGAGCACCUGCGCGCAUACCACCACAUGGAUCUGCCCAAGCGGAACGGAAACAAGAGAUCCGCUAAGCAUAUCUCAUGA
Molecule: messenger RNA, 672 nt
Organism: Penicillium olsonii
Lineage: Eukaryota; Fungi; Ascomycota; Eurotiomycetes; Eurotiales; Aspergillaceae
Source: the annotation of a GenBank genome assembly